Schizophyllum commune H4-8 is the source of this 1824-nucleotide messenger RNA. RefSeq lists its product as uncharacterized. NCBI's taxonomy places the organism in Eukaryota, Fungi, Basidiomycota, Agaricomycetes, Agaricales, Schizophyllaceae. The coding region runs from base 1 to 1824 and encodes 607 amino acids. The record is from RefSeq and is a predicted model, not a curated record. The transcript is spliced from 7 exons.
AUGGUCGUGCACAUCACGAACCAGCACGAGGGGGUCAAGCCCGAGGACAUCGCGCGGCAGUUCAUCGGGCAGCGCACGUACGCGAACUGGCCGUUCUUGCAGGAGGGCAAGGUCGUCGCGGUGUCGGACGCGCUGUUCAAGUACGAGCUGCUGAGCGUGUCGCCGGGCGCGCCCCCGAAGGUUGUGAGCAGCCCGCACUCGCAGGCGGGGCUGGGGCACUGGAAGACGAAGGCGGAGCGGAUACAGGAUGUGUACUCGAAGCGGUGUGGUGUCUUGACGGGCGAUGUGGAUAUUUUGCUGCAUGUCCGUCCGCUGAAAGGGCUUACGCGGCUGGACACGGGCGCCUUCGUCAAGGACUACGAGGGCCCGGACAAGGAGAUCGAGACGGCGCUGCAGAUGGCCGUGUCGCACGUUGUGUCGGAGGACCCGCGGUACAUGGAGCGCGAGGCGCCGCCCCUGGCGGAGGAAUUCCCCGAUGGCACGAAGAUAUUCUUCUUGGGCGAGCACGCGUAUGGCGUCGCCGCGCAGGUCUCAUCUACAACGAAGGAUACCCUGUCGGUCAUCCUGGCAUUUUUCCCGACCGAGAAGCAGGAGAACGAGAAGUUCAAGGCAAUUGUCGACCACCGCAAGUCGGCGCGAUACCUUCCAUCGUUCCAGGUCGCGCAGAUGCUGGGCAUGUCCGGGCGCGCACUGUCCAGGAUCACGUCGAGCUUCAUGGUCGUGACGUCGGAUGGGAAUAAGACGAACCUCGGCUUGAGCCUUAAGUUCGAGGCAAAGGGGAUGAAGGUUGUUGACUAUUCGAGGAAGAGUGGAAGGAACUGGGAGUUCAGUGAGAAGGCCAUUGACCUGCUCCGCGAGUACAAGCAAGCGUAUCCCGACGUGUUCAAAGCUCUAGAUCAAGACGGAGAUGCUAUGGCUCGUGCAAGCGACGUUCUUCCGGGAGAGAACUCCGACGCUCGCGUUAAGGAGGUCAAGGCGUGGUUGAAGAACAAGGGUGUACGGGACUUCGAACCUGUCACGCUGUUCUGUGAUCAGCUUGGCAAGGAGAUCGUCAAGGAGAUAGAGACGCUCGCGGACGAGUUUAACGCAUCCAAAUCAACCUCGGGCUUCAAGAAGGCGAUCGUCAAGGCCAUCCCGCGCCAGGCAGUGCUGAAGCCCGCGCAUGCGCCUUAUCGUCUGCAGAACCAGAAGUUCGCUCUCGGCGAUCGUGUCACGAUGAUCCAGGACUCGGGCGCGGUGCCACUUUCGGUCAAGGGCACAGUCAUCGGCCUGAACGCAAAGUCGAUGGAUGUGGUGUGGGACGUACCGUUCAUGGCGGGGACAACGCUGGGGGAUCGGCGAUACCGCGGCUCUACGGUCGAGUUCAACACUUGCUUGAACUUAUCGAACCCGCAGUUCGUUGCGUCAACGAACCCCAAGACGCCUGCCGCGCCCGUACGGACUGGUCAGUUCAAGCCACAGAUCGGUCCUCGCCCUGCGAUUCAGCCUGGUGCAGGGCAGCAGCCUGCGGCUGGGUUCCGUCCCGCGCCUCACAGAGGAGGAGGCGUUCAAAUCAUGGCGAACCCCAACCGCGGCGGACGCGGUGGCAGCAGGGGAGGGCCACCUAACCGUCCCUUCAACGAGACUGCGCAGUUGCCGAAUGGUUCUGAUGCGGCGCCGGCAGCCGGGCGAGGAGGACCUACUCCUAGGGGCGGUCGCGGUGGCUUCGCGCCUCCCUUCAGAGGCAGAGGUGGCUUCGUGCCCGUGUUCGACCGUGGGCGUGGUGCACCGAGGGGUAUGAACCGCGGCAGGGGACGAGGAUUCGCACCUCCCUUGCAGUCAUAA